AUGCAAGAUAAAUUGCAUGAAUCUCUCAAAUAUUUUCAAUUUGUACAAGAUUGUGAUGAUCUUAAAGAAUGGCUUGAUAUGAAAUCGUUACAAGCUCAAGAUGAUACAUAUCGCGAUACAGCAAAUAUUCAUACAAAAUACCUUCGUCAUCAAGCAUUUCAAGCUGAAAUAACAUCAAAUAAAGAACGUUUAUUAGCAUUAAAACGUCAUGCUGAACAAUUACAAGAAGAACAUCCACAACAAAUUGAUUUCAAUAUAAUUGAUCAACGUAUUAAUGAAUUAGAUGAUAUAUGGUCAAAAUUAGAAGAAAUAACACGUGAUAAAGGUGAACGUUUAUUUGAUGCUAAUCGUUCAAAAUUAUUUCAACAAUCUAUAACAAAUCUUGAUGAAUUUAUGUUUAAUAUUGAAAAACAUUUAUAUGCUGGUGAACCAACACCAACUGAUUUAACUGAUGGACAAGUAUUAUCAACAACAACAAUUGAACCAUUAGAAAAUAAUUUAACAGCAACAAAUCUUUUAUUACUUAAACAAACAACCAUUGAAGAAGAAUUAUUAAAACGUCAACAACAAGUUGAUGAAUUACGUAUACAAGCUGAAAAAUUAAAACAAUUAGAACCUGAAAAAUCCGAAGAAAUUGAUACUAAACGUUUACAAGUUGAAGAAAAAUUUUCAAAAUUAUUAUUACCAUUAGAACAAAAAAAAUUACGUUUAGAACAACAAAAACGUUUACAUCAAUUUAUACGUGAUAUUGAAGAUGAACAAAUAUGGUUAAGUGAAAAACGUCAUUUAUUACAAACAUAUUCUGAAUUAAUAUUUAAUAAUAAACAACAAACAUUAAUGAAUAUACAAUUAUUAAAACGAAAAAAUGAAUCAUUAUUAAAAGAAAUUGAAAAUCAUGAACAACGUUUAUUAGAACAUUUACAUAAAGAAUGUCAACGUAUAAGUCAAGAUUAUCCAACACGUGAAGAAGAAUUUCAUGAACGUUUACAACAAUUAUCAGAUAAUUAUAUACAAUUAAAAGAAACAAUUAAACAACGUCGUAUAAAUAUUGAAUUAUUAGAAAAUAUUUAUCAAUAUUAUUAUGAUUUAAGUGAAGCUGAAGCAUGGUUAGGUGAACAAGAAUUAUAUAUGAUGAGUGAAGAACGUGGUAAAGAUGAAUUAUCAACACAAACAUUUAUACGUAAACAACAAACAAUGGAACAAACAAUUGAAAAUUAUAGUGAUAUUUUACGUGAAUUAGGUGAUAAAGCUAAAAAUUUAAUACAAGAUUUAGAACAAUCAAAUUUAUCACGUGAUUUAAUAAAUGAACAUCAUGAUUUAAUUAAUAAACGACAAACACAAUUAGAUAAAUUAUAUGCUAGUUUGAAAGAUUUAUCUGUUGAAAGACGACAACGUUUAGAAGAAACAUUAAAACUUUAUCGUUUACAUAGAGAAAUUGAUGAUCUUGAACAAUGGAUAUCAGAUAGAGAAUUAAUUGCUGGUUCACAUGAACUUGGACAAGAUUUUGAACAUGUAUCAAUGUUACUUGAUCGUUUUGCUGCAUUUGCACAAGAAACAGAACAAAUUGGUAAUGAACGUUUACAACAUGCUAAUGAAAUGAUUGAUCUUUUAAUUGUUAAUGGACAUGUUGAUUCAGCACAAAUAGCUGAAUUAAAAGAUACAUUAAAUGAAUCAUAUCAAGAUUUAUUAGAAAUGAUUGAAACACGUUUACAAUCAUUAAAAGCAUCAUGGGAAUUACAUAAAUUUUUACAUGAUUGUAAAGAAAUUUUAUUAGCUAUGCAAGAACGUAAAAAUGCUAUACCUGAUGAAAUUGGUCGAGAUCAACAAAGUGUACAACAAUUAUUACGUAAACAUCAACAAUUUGAAACUGAAUUAGUUUUAUUAGCACAAGAUAUACAACGUAUACAACAAGAAUCUAAACGUUUAAAUGGACGUUAUGCUGGUGAAAAAGAAACAGAAAUAAAACAAAAAGAAAUUGAUGUUUUAACACAAUGGAAAUUAUUACAACAAUUUGUUGAUCAACGAAAACGUUUAUUAAAUGAUUAUGAAGAUUUACAUAGAUUUUUUAAUUUAACUAGAGAUUUACAUAUGUGGAUGGAUGGAAUGAUUAGACAAAUGAAUAAUAGUUUAAAACCACGAGAUGUUAGUGGUGUGGAUUUAUUAAUGAAUAAUCAUCAAAGUUUAAAAGCUGAAAUCGAUGCUCGACAAGAAAAUUUUACUAUGUGUAUUAAUUUAGGCAAAGAUUUAAUUAAUCGUCGCCAUGCACGUUCAUCUGAAGUAAAAGAAAAAUGUGUACAAUUAUCAAUGUUACGUGAUCGUCUUGAAGAUACAUGGCAUGAACGUUGGGAAUAUUUACAAGUUAUUUUAGAAGUUUAUCAAUUUGCUCGUGAUGCAUCUAUAGCUGAAACAUGGUUGAUUGCUCAAGAAUCAUAUUUAACUAAUGAAGAACUUGGUGAAACAUUAGAUCAAGUUGAAAAUUUAAUAAAACGUCAUGAACAAUUUGAAAAAUCUCUCAUGGCACAAGAAGAUCGUUUUAAUGCCUUACGUAAUUUAACAACAUUAGAAAAAAAACGACAAAUGCCACCAAUUGAACCACGUCAAAGUCGUUUACCAAUUUAUUUAGAAGAAUUUAAAACAUGGGAAGAACGUGAUGCAGAACGACCAUCCGCAUCACCAGAUAAAUCAACAAAAAUUAAAUCAACAAUAAUUGAAGAAAAAACAAUAACAGAUAGUAGUGGUCGUCCAACAACGUUACCAGGUAAACAACGUUCUAGUCAAGAAUAUGAAUCGUUAAGUGGUAAACAACGACGUUCGGAAUCAUCAACACGUUUACCAACAAUAAAAGAAGGUUUCUUAUCACGUAAACAUGAAUGGGAAGGACAUGAACGUAAAGCAACACAUCGUGCAUGGGAAAAAUUUUAUUGUGCAUUAACAAGUAAUCGUUUAUCAUUUUAUAAAGAUCCCAAACAUUUAAAAACAGGUCGAACAGUUAGUGAUGAUCUUAUUUUUGAUUUAUCAACAAAUGUAUCACAAGCUACUGAUUAUCUUAAAAAACCAAAUGUAUUUCGUUUAAAACUUAAUGGUGGUAAUGAAUAUUUAUUUCAUGCAAAAGACGCUGUUGAAAUGAAUGAAUGGAUAACAUCAAUUAAUAAUUGUAUAGCUUCUAUAACAACAAUACCUAGCACAACAGCCACAACAACAACACAAAUGCCAUCAAUUGCAUUAACAUCACCGCCACCAGCUAUUACUUCAUCAUCAUCAUCAUCAAGUUCUCCUAAACAUCAACAACAACAACAACAACAACCAGUUAUGACAACAAGUUCAUCAGGUGUAGAAAUAAUUCAAGCACCAACAAGUACAGAACAAAAAUCUCGAACAUUACCAUUACAAACUAGUACAUCAGUUGAAUCAACUUCAACUCAACAAGCAACAAGUGGAAAGAAAAAAUCAGGUGGAUUCUUUUCAAUGAAAAGAAAAUAA
Rotaria sp. Silwood2 is the source of this 3480-nucleotide messenger RNA. NCBI's taxonomy places the organism in Eukaryota, Metazoa, Rotifera, Eurotatoria, Philodinida, Philodinidae. The record is from the annotation of a GenBank genome assembly.